AUGAACGACGUCUCUGAUCCCAUCAGUCUAGGUAGAAAUAUCCUGAGACACAUCAAAACCACACCCAAUCUUGACAUUGGAAUCAUAACUGUUCCUAUAAACGGUCUCAAGACAACCCUUUUCAUCACUCAAGGUGAAGCAUACAGCUACGAAAUAGCGCACGUAGGAUUCAAUCUAGCCCUAACUUUCCACCACCUUGUCAAUGAUAUAGACCGACUCGCGACGAUUCUACACUUUCACGGCACCACUAAAGACACUUUUCUCGAAAAUAGAAUCCUGAAGCUCCUCUCUGACAUGAUCUACGGUUCCAACAAGAUCGAAAACGCAGGCGCAGAUCUCAAACACAAACGUCCACUCUGCUUGAAGGUAUUCCGGGGCGAUGAUACCUUCGAAAACGACCUCCAAAAAAGCGACAAAUACUACACGCGUAUCCAGAAGCAGCGUCUAGACGCCAAUCUUCCUUCGUGUCAUAUAGAUAUCUUGCGCAGUCAUCGUGAGAUAGUUCAACAUGCCAAAGCAGCAGUUUAUAUAAUUAAUAAGCUCUGCAUCGACGGCGAGAAUCCCACAGAGAAUAUCAUUCUCGAGACCUAUCGUAUAGUCACGUAUAAGGUCGGCGCCGAAAGUGCAUCUUGGUCAGAGUAUAGCGGUGUAUAUCGCACAGACGACGUGAGCGCGGGUUUCCACACGUUCGCCAGUCCCGAGAAAAUUCCCGGUAAAAUGAAGGAUAUGAUUCACCAAUAUGAUUCAGAGAUCGGUGAUGUGGUCAAGACGGGGAUUAUAGACCCUAGCAUGCUUGCGGCCAAAUACUCGCAUAUCUUUGUCAACAUUCACCCCUUCUUAGAUGGGAAUGCCCGUAUGUCUCGUUUGAUUUUGAACUCUAUCCUGCUGAAGCUCGGGAUUCCCAAUAUCUCUCUCGGCAAGACGGAGAGUGCUUGUCGUCUCUAUAAGGAAGUUGCGUCGUCUGCGUCGCAGAUGGAGGAUAUUUAUAAUGGUCGUGAAGAGGAAGAGAAACCGGUGGCUUAUAAAGAGUUGGCGAGCUUCAUUUUGAAGUGUUCUGCGUAUCAGAUGGGCAAGGCUUUAAAGGCUGCUAUUUAG
This is a messenger RNA of Penicillium daleae, 1095 nucleotides long. RefSeq names its product Fic family protein. NCBI's taxonomy places the organism in Eukaryota, Fungi, Ascomycota, Eurotiomycetes, Eurotiales, Aspergillaceae. The transcript has a single exon. Bases 1 to 1095 code for a protein of 364 amino acids. The record is from RefSeq and is a predicted model, not a curated record.